Linum trigynum is the source of this 1033-nucleotide messenger RNA. Lineage: Eukaryota; Viridiplantae; Streptophyta; Magnoliopsida; Malpighiales; Linaceae. The record is from the annotation of a GenBank genome assembly.
GUGUUGGUUACUGAAGGCAGAAGUGUUCGACAGUUCUAGAACGAACUACUUGGCUUCUAAGUUAAUCAUGUAAGUACAAGGAUUCAUGACUUUCUUCUGUCAAUAAUUAAGAUUCUUUUUUGAUAAGUAUCAAUAAUUAUCAUUAUGCAUGCAAAUGAUGUCGGUGCCAAUUACAGUGGCAACGUGUGUCCGUAUUUAUGCAUUAUAAUGACCAUUUGAUGUUAUUGUGUGUGUUCCAAUUAGUGUGUUCAUUUUGCUAGAACAAAAAAUGGCCGGUAGCACCCCCGGAGUAUGGAGUCCAACUCACGAGAAGAAUGAUGACGACGUCAUAGAGGUCAUCAAUAUCGAAUAAGAUCUGGAGAUCGUUGACCUCUCUACUCCCGAAAUGGAGUUUGACAAUGACGAAUGGUUCGAUUUUUAUGACGAUAGCGGGGAUUGGGUAUAUAAUGACAUUGUUGGAGAGCAUCCAACCAAUUAUUGGACUCUAGAUGAAAUAUCCAUCUAUGAUUGGUACUCAAUGGGUCCCAAUGUGGACGAUAUUGGCACCCAUGUGAACUCGAUGGAGAAUAUGGGGGAAGAAGAGGAAGUUGAGGAAUCGAAGAAUGAGAAGGAGUCUUCCGACAUAGAGACCGAUGAAUGUCACUCUGAUCUUGACUUCGACCGCAAGAAUCCUUAGGAUUCUUGUAUAUGUAUAUUUAUUCUUCUUUCAGGAGUAGACAUAUGUAUGUGUGUAUAUAUACAUUUGGUAUUAGUAUGUGUAUACCUAUGUUAAUCGUGUAUUUACAUGAUGAUGCACUUAUGUAAAUAGUAUAUUUACAUAUGUUCUUUUUCCUGAGUGGAAAAUUGUUUGGAUAAAGCCAUUAUGAGCUUGUUUGAUUCUAAGAUCAACCACCAAUUUUAAAUGCGUUUGUCGCAUUGGUCCAAUUCAUUUAUGUGGCACGAAUGAAUGAUAAUUGUGCCAAAGUGAUACAUGAGAGGAUGGAAGACCUUAUGCUAGCCCUUCAUGGACUAUAAGUAAAGGUGGUUUUUGGAU